Coccomyxa subellipsoidea C-169 is the source of this 1208-nucleotide messenger RNA. RefSeq lists its product as hypothetical. Lineage: Eukaryota; Viridiplantae; Chlorophyta; Trebouxiophyceae; Coccomyxaceae. The coding region runs from base 158 to 511 and encodes 117 amino acids. The record is from RefSeq and is a predicted model, not a curated record. The transcript is spliced from 4 exons.
CACUCCUUAAGUCACGUAGAGCUUCAUUGGGAAUUUGCACUAAGGAAAUUUGCAAACGGGUUGGUGUCCACUGAGCGAAGUGUAUUCGUCCUGAAAAGGCAGAGCGGGAAAGCGCGCCGUUUCACAAGGGAGCACGAUUAAUCUAGAGAAUUCACAGAUGGCCAGCUACGGGCGUCUCCUGGUGAUCGUAGGCCUGCUCACAUUGGUUGUGAGCAAUGGAAUUGCUGUUGAGGGAGUGUCCAUGGCGCAAACACGAAAGCUGCAGCAGCUGCUGGCUCCGGUUACAAACGCAGUUGUAGGUGGGAGCUUGGCAAACACCCAAAACAACAACAAUAACAAUAACAACAACAACAAUGGUGGCAACGGAUAUGGCUCAAACAACAACAAUAACAACAACAAUGGCGGUGGCUGCGGCGGUUUGCUGUCUCCUGUCACCGGCUGCGGCCUGUUGGUGAACAGUCAGAACACCAACAACAAUAACAACAACAACGGCCGCAAGCUACUUGCCUAGAGUGGCGCCUUUAUGAACUCAGUCUGACUAACAGAGUUAUUUUGCCCCGCUGCACUGAUGAUGUCUGGUGUGGCGGCUUGUCCCAAUGUGGCUCACGCAUCCCUAAGCACUGCAGGCGUGGUGCAUAAUGAGCACCCAUGCAGUCGCAAGGAUGCUGCGAGCAUUUGGAGAUCUUGCUGCUGUGCUCAGUUCUGUCUUAAUUUGCAGCAGGUGUUCAUGGGCGAAACAAGUCAUUUUCUUCUUGGUUGCUGCACUUCCUUAUAAGAUCAGAAAUAUGAUCGUUCCAAAUUCUGAGUCAGUCAAGACGUUCAACAGUAACCUACUGAUCAGGUUGCGCAAGGAAACACAUUUCAUUGAUGUGUUAAAAUUUAUUCAGAGGCGGAUUACCUCAGGCAGUGCAUUAGUGGCCCAUUUUGGGGGGCAUAUGCAUGGACGGCGUCUGACUUGCACUCAUGAGAUCUAGAGAUCGUCACCAACAUGCAAGCUUUUCAAUGUUAUUGCAAUUGAAGGUUGUUAAUCAUGGGAUGAAUGGUGGCGCCACCGAUUGACAUUCCUGACUACUGAUGUGGGGGAUUUCAAGUUCCAGGACUAGAUAGCAAAUAUGAUUCUGGGCGCUGGUAAAUUGUUUGCUUGUAAACAGCGUGUCACAACCCAGUCAGUCCUGAACAAUGUACAUGUAAAGAGUCACAUUCUGUUC